AUGGAUACUGUUCUCGACACUGCAGAAAACGGGAAAGAAAGCAGUAAAAACCGUAAGGAGGACAUUGAUCAUGAUCACCCUCAGAUGAUCAAUAUCCAAGCAGAUAAUUCUAACACUAUCAUCUCCCGCCAAAAUCCAAGCGCUUCUAAUUCUCCACAAGAUUCGUCACCGAAAUCAGUAGUGACCGAAAAAGAAUUAGUCUUGGAAUCCCCUAACCGGUCGCCUAAAGAAUUAGUCUUCCCUGACUUACUUGACCAUACCAAUUCAUCACCACUAGACUUUAGUCCUCAGUUCACGCCGGUCCUCCAAUCGCCUCGGGUUCAGGCCUCGGCCUCGGCCCGGCCUUCUGGCUACGACCCUAGUCGGAUCCCGGCCUCGAUUUUCUCGAAGCCUUCGACGCCGAGGGAAUGGAGCAUGGCCUCAAACGAGUCAUUGUUUAGCAUUCAUGUUGGGAACACAAGCUUCUCAAAAGACCAAUUCUUCAUGAUGUACAAGUCUGGGGAGUUGCCCAAGCUUGACGACUUCAACUUUACAUCUUCUACUACAUUGCCUCGUCUUAGUGGGACAAAUAGUGGUGAGAUUAAGAAAAUGAAUUUCGAAAGUGGCUUGGGAGUUAAUAACAAAGAAUUAGUAACGCCAGAAAACAAAACCACAAAGGCAAAGGAUCACAUGAACAACUACUCUGUCGGUGUUGGUGUCUCUUCUUACCGUCCUGAUGGGGCCUACAGGAGCAAUCGCUCUUUCCAAUUCCCUGCGUAA
Messenger RNA from Morus notabilis, 759 nucleotides. RefSeq lists its product as uncharacterized. The coding region runs from base 1 to 759 and encodes 252 amino acids. The transcript has a single exon. The record is from RefSeq and is a predicted model, not a curated record. Lineage: Eukaryota; Viridiplantae; Streptophyta; Magnoliopsida; Rosales; Moraceae.